Messenger RNA from Stegastes partitus (bicolor damselfish), 975 nucleotides. RefSeq names its product troponin I, slow skeletal muscle-like. Gene Ontology annotation, biological process: cardiac muscle contraction; skeletal muscle contraction. Gene Ontology annotation, cellular component: troponin complex. The coding region runs from base 124 to 693 and encodes 189 amino acids. NCBI's taxonomy places the organism in Eukaryota, Metazoa, Chordata, Actinopteri, Pomacentridae. The record is from RefSeq and is a predicted model, not a curated record. The transcript has 8 exons.
CCACUCGCCACCCACCUCACAUAAAAAGCGCCCCAUUGUCUCCAGCGGCCACUGUUUGACUCUCGACACCCCUGCAGACACACAUUCAACAGUUGAAGUGAGGAGCUCCACAUACCCAGAACCAUGAAUCCCAAAGGGGAUAAGCCGAAGUCGAAGAUUUCGGCUUCUCGCAAGCUCUCCCUCAAAAUGCUCCUCCUCACGAGAGCCUGUGAGGAUCUGGAGAAGGAGAGGCAGGACAGGGAAGAGGAGAAAGUGCGAUAUCUGGGAGAGAAGCUGCCUCCACUGCAGCUGUCUGGAAUGUCACUGGCAGACCUACAAACUUUGUGCAAGGAGCUUCACGGAAAAAUUGACAUUGUGGACGAGGAGAGAUACGACUGUGAGAGCAAAGUGGGCAAACACAACAAAGACAUCCAUGAGCUGAAACUUAAGGUACAGGAUCUCGGGGGCAAGUUCAAAAAGCCUGCCCUGAGGAAGGUGAGAGUGUCAGCAGACGAGAUGAUGAGAGCUCUGCUGGGCUCCAAACACAAGGGCUCCAUGGACCUGAGGGCCAACCUCAAGUCUGUGAAGAAGGAGGACGUCAAACAGGACAAGGUGCUCACCUCUGAAGUGGGCGACUGGCGUAAGAACGUGGAGGCCAUGUCCGGCAUGGAGGGCCGCAAGAAGAUGUUCGACACAGGCGGCGGAGCUCAGUGAGACGCUGCAACCAGUGUGUUGUCUAAAAAGAAAAAUGGAAUCUGAAGGCUAAUUGACUUGAAAACGGUUAGAAUUUUGGCAAGAGGCAAAAGCACGUAUAAACCCCCCCCCUCCGUCAGCUGUACUGCCAUUUGCUUGAUAGCCAUUUUCAGUGGAAUGACUCAGAGCACUUAAAGUGAAGGAUGAGUAGAUACCUAUUGUGUUUUUUUUUUUUUUUGUAUUGCCAUGGAAUAUUUUGUUUUGUUAUGACACCUUAUGACAAUUAAAGUGGAUAUGAAUAAA